Molecule: messenger RNA, 1062 nt
Organism: Parnassius mnemosyne (clouded apollo)
Lineage: Eukaryota; Metazoa; Arthropoda; Insecta; Lepidoptera; Papilionidae
Source: the annotation of a GenBank genome assembly
AUGUUGUCGGGUAAUAUUUGCUUUCACAUUGAAGAUUUCGUGGAUGUGGUUCUCUGGGUUUAUAUUUUCCAAAAUAAAAAGCAGUCAGAACGAUGGCGUAAGCUUCGUAACAUCGUUCAGUGGACUCCGUUCUUUCAAACCUACAAAAAGCAGCGGUAUCCGUGGAUUCAGCUAGCUGGGCACCAGGGAAACUUUAAGGCUGGACCAGACCAAGGAACAAUAUUGAAGAAACUCUGUCCACAAGAGGAGAGGUGUUUUCAGUUACUGAUGAAAGACAUCCUUCGGCCGUUCGUCCCUGAAUACAAGGGUCAAGUGACAUGUGAGGAUGGAGAAUUAUAUCUGCAACUUCAAGAUCUACUUAGUGAUUUUGACUCCCCGUGUGUGAUGGAUUGCAAGAUUGGAGUCAGAACGUAUUUGGAGGAGGAAUUAGCAAAAGCAAAGGAGAAAACUAAAUUGAGAAAAGAUAUGUAUGAAAAAAUGAUUCAAGUAGACCCUAAAGCGCCGACGGAAGAAGAACAUAGAAGCAAAGGUGUUACUAAGCCAAGAUAUAUGAUAUGGAGGGAGACAAUUAGCUCGACGUCUACACUAGGUUUUAGAAUAGACGGAGUGAAAAAAGCGGAUGGUACUAGUUCAAAAGACUUUAAGACAACAAAGACAAGGGAACAAAUACUUGAAGCGUUUCAAGAUUUUACAAGUAGUUUUCCAAAUACAGUGCCUAGGUACCUGGAAAGGCUGAAAAACAUUCGAGCGACAUUAAUAGAGUCACACUUCUUCAGAACACAUGAACUAAUUGGUAGUUCGCUACUUUUUGUUCACGAUAAAAGGAGAGCUUCAAUUUGGAUGAUUGAUUUCGCGAAAACUGUCCCCGUACCAGAUAACGUAUCCAUCGAUCACAACUCCGCGUGGAAAGUUGGCAAUCAUGAAGAUGGCUACCUCAUCGGCAUCGACAACCUCAUUUCUAUUUUUGAAUCUCUCACUAAGAAUGAUAAUGGAAACAUUGAUCAGUGUUAUUCAAACUUAAGUCUGGAUAAAAGCGUCAGGAGAGACAGUUUAGCUACUUGA